This is a messenger RNA of Schistocerca gregaria, 3924 nucleotides long. Its product is annotated as protein scarlet-like. The transcript has 15 exons. Lineage: Eukaryota; Metazoa; Arthropoda; Insecta; Orthoptera; Acrididae. Gene Ontology annotation, cellular component: plasma membrane. The record is from RefSeq and is a predicted model, not a curated record. Gene Ontology annotation, molecular function: ABC-type transporter activity; ATP binding; ATP hydrolysis activity. The coding region runs from base 217 to 2136 and encodes 639 amino acids.
AUGUCAUUCACCUCACAGCAAGUUAGCUGUGCUUCAUGAGUGUUAACUUAGCGUAUUUGAAAGCCACAGCAUCUAUCUAUACCUGACAAAAAUGCAUGCAUGUCAUUUAUUGUAGAGUUUCAACAUUUUAGCCACUUUUAAAGACUGAAAGGAGGCAUAGAAGGGGGGACUCUUCACUCCUCAAAUUAUUUAAACAAGUAAAAUUCUUUUUAAAAAAUGCAUCUCAAUCCUACACAGCAAGUCAGCAGGACACAGUGCAGUGAAGCAGUUGUUGUCACUGAAGCCACAGGAUUACUCAAACAAGAAUCUACUGAGUCCUUUGAUUUAGCUUGGUACAACAUCAAUGUCAAAUACAAGAAAGAUAUUGCUGACAGUAAGACAUACAUUAAAAAUCUAAUCCCCUGGAGGAAGAGCUUAAAUGAUUAUACUUGUGUGUUGAAUAAUGUUACAGGCAAAGCUGAGGGAGGACACUUAAUUGCUCUAAUGGGUGCAAGUGGAGGUGGGAAAACAACAUUACUUGCAGCAAUAGGAAAUCGCCUAAAAGGUCAGAUCAGUGGGGAAGUUUAUCUAAAUGGUCAUUUGGUUACCAGAUCACUGAUGAUGAAAGUUUCUGGUUUUGUCCCACAAAAUAAUAUUGCUUUUAACACACUAACUGUGAACGAGCAUCUGUCAUUCAUGGCACGUAUGCGAAUGGACAGCAAAAUUAGUGCAAGUUCUCGAAAGUCUUGGAUAAACAGUCUUGUCAGUGAGUUAGGACUUUCCACUUGUGCUGAUACUGUACUCAGCAAGAUAUCCGGAGGAGAGCUCAAAAGACUGAUGCUGGCUAUUGAGUUGUUAACAGAUCCACCUAUACUUCUUUGUGAUGAACCUACCACUGGACUUGACAGCUACAAUGCUCAAAUAAUGAUACAGAAGCUGAAAUCUCUUGCAGCAAGAGGCAAGAUAGUGAUCUGUUCUGUCCAUCAGCCUUCUUCAGAAGUAUUCAGAUUUUUUAAUCACUUAAUACUCCUGGCAGAAGGGAGAGUUGCAUUUCAAGGAACUCUUUCUGAAGCAGCUGGAUUUUUUAAAAGAUUAGGGUACAUAUGCCCAGACUCUUUCAAUCCAGCAGAUUUCUACAUAAAACAGCUCUCUGUAAUUACUGAUUAUGAGGAAGAAUGCUUGAAAAACAUCAGAAAAAUUUGUACUGCAUUUUCACAAUCAGAUUAUUCAAAGGCCUUGGAAAAGAAACCUGACACUCCUCCAGCAGAGUUUCCCGUGGAACUUAGUAAUUAUACAAAAAUAUCCCACUGUAAUUGGCUGUCUCAGUUUUACUGGUUGAUAUGGCGCUCAAUGAAAGAUUCCAGGAGAUCAUAUUUUGGACAUGCUCUCCAAAUUAUUAUGUUCUUGACUACCACAACAGUUGUAGCCACUUUCUACCAGGGUGUCAGUCCAGAAACUCAGGAGGGAAUGCAAGACUUCAGGGGGCUGCUGUAUCUUCUUUCUAGUGAAAUGUUCUUCUAUAGUGCAUAUAGUGUGCUCUACACUUUCCCAUAUGAAAUUCCUAUAUUCCUAAGAGAAAGCAACUUAUACUCCUCAUCAGCAUACUACAUUUCCAAGGUCAUAGCAGCGAUGCCAAGGACUGUAAUUGAAACAGCAGUAUUUUUUGGAUUUAUUUUCAUACUUGCUGACUUCCCAGUAGGAGGACUGGUUGGAUAUUUCAUGCUAUUGGGUCCACUGUUGUUGAUAUCCAUUGGUGCACUAGCCUAUGGUUGUAUGAUGUCAGCCCUCUUUGAAUCAUAUGAUCUCAUAGCUACAUUGACUGUAGCAAUUGAUCUUCUCUCAAUGCUGAUGGCUGGAAUAUUUUAUAAUCUCAGGGCACUGCCAAAGAGAAUUGCUUGGUUAAAAUAUCUUUCACAGUUUUAUUACUGCAAUGAGCUGUUGGCAUCUCUAUUCUGGAAACAUGUGGACCACAUAAGUUGCCCAAGCAAUCCAGAUUUGCCUUGUCUGCAUAAUGGUGAAGAAGUACUGGAUCAGUAUGGAUUUAAUCCACAUAAUACUAUGACUGACAUUAUUGUCCUCUUUGCAUUCUUCGUACUUUUGAGUAUGAUAGGAUUUAUGCAAAUAUGGAGGAGAAGCAGAAAGUAUUCCAUCUACUAAGUUGUAUGCUCAACUAUCACUUAAUUCAUAUUCACCUCUUUGCACAUAACAUUAUGCCCAAGGACUUACGGAGUAAAACAGAGUGUAUCAUAAUUAAUGAUGUAAAAACAUACAGUUGAAAGUACACAAUACCAGAAGCAAAAAAGUCUCAGUAAAUAUAGGGUCGAAAAUGCAUACCUUAAAAAGUAUGAGCUGUUUUUCAUCUUUGAUAAUUGAACAUUAGAAGAGUUGUGUUUCAAAAUAGCAAAGAUGAACAAGUGCUCAUAGCUCUUAAGGACCGUAUUUUAGAGCACAUGUUUACUGGACUUCUUUUUCUUGUUUUGGUCCAUACUACCAGUUCUCAAAUACAGAAAGCAAAGAACUUGCAGUAAAAGAGAUUUGUUUCACAGUAUUGAAGAUGAAAUAUUGCUCGUAGCUCUUAAGGUAUGCAUUUUUGACCCUACAUUUCCUUAGACUUUUUUGCUUCUAUUAUCAUGAACUUUCAAAUGUACGCAUUUAUGAAAUUAAUUAUGAUACAUUCUGUAUAAACAAAUGAGUGAUUAUUAAAAUCCUCAAUUUAAUUUGGCUGUAAAUUAUUUCUUUUCUCAUUUUAUAGCUUGCAUACUGAUGCUACUUGUUGUUAUAUUACUCUCCUCAUCAGAGAUGAUCAGUUUUGGGAGACUAUUUGUACCUACAUAAAAUACAUAUUUUAUAAAUACAAAUAUGAAUUUGUCUUUUUUGUGAUGUGUAAUUUAUUGUUUUUCAUGGUGGUUCAAGAUAUUGAAAUGCAUAUCAUGAGAUUAUAUAAAUUUUGAAUGUAUUUUGAAUAAAGACUUGUACCCAUAAAUUUUGUAGUAUAAGGAAUAUUUAUUAAAUGCAGGCAUAGUAAUAGAGGGAAGAAAUGGGAAUGUAAACACUACUAUUUUGAACAGAAAUUGUGUUAUCUCACACUUUUUAAUGAAGUGAAUCGAAUUUGACAAUACUGUUUUCGUAAAUAUUGACAUGCCAAAAUUGAAAUGUAAUGACUAAUUUUAAAUUUUAGGGCUGAUCUGGUUCUAGCACAUGAAAGUGUAAUAAUAUCAGAAAAUUCACAUUAUUACAAACAUAUCAUAAAAAGAUCAGACAGCUGUAUUAAGGCUAAAUCACAUAAAAAAGAUGAAGUGGUGAUUUGUAAACCAUUAAGAAACACAUGGAGCAAUGCAGCUAGAUUGGGUGCAGUCAGAUUGUUGUGGCAUAAAAGAGCAAGACAAGAAUAGAUCUUAGAAUUUGUAAGAAAAUCAAAUAGGUACACUCCCUGGGUAAAAGUCAAGGAAAGGCAAAUGUUCAAACAUCUUCUUAGAUUUUCUGGGUAGUGAAUAAUAAGAAAUCAGUAUUUUUAAGCCAAGAAUAAGGCUCAGUGGUGUUGAUAUGAGAGAGAAAUCACAUUUUUUUGUCGUUACUGCAGUUGCAACCUUUAAUACAUCAUUGACAUUGAGUGUAACAGGAACAACGUUGGAAAUAUUCUUUACAUACAUAUGAAGGUCAAGUUAGAGCAAUCUGGCAAAUUUCUACACAUGAAGAAGUCUGUAAAAUGAGAGUGCAAAAGUGUCAAAUUGCAUUAAGGGUAUUGUAUUGCAUUGUAUUAUUAUUAAAUACACUCUACUUAACAAAAGUAAAAAGUAUCACAGUUGACAAAAGAAAAUUAUGUAAAAUACUCACGUGUAGCAUUUUCUCUGUUGUAAAGUAUGCUUGUGAAAACAUCAUAAAAAUGACCCUAGCAAAUAAUAUUUGAUGUAACAACAUUUAAAUUAAUGAAAGUUUGUCCAACAU